AUGCUUGAGGAAGCAUUUGCUGAUCAAAUGAAAGAAUUAAUUUCUAUGUGUGGUAAAAAAAGGCAAACAAUGUUAUUUUCUGCCACUAUGACUGAAGAAAUUGAAGAUUUAAUUAAAAUGUCUCUUGAUAAACCUGUAAAACUUUUUAUUAAUGAAAAUACAAAAACAGCAACAAAUUUAAGUCAAGAAUUUAUUAGAAUUCGUGAAGGUCAAGAAGACAACAGAGAGGCAAUUGUCUCAGCAUUAGUUACUAGAAAUUUUAUCAAUCAUACUAUUAUAUUUGUACCAACAAAAAAAGAGUGCCGUAGACUUAAUGUAAUUCUUGGAUUAUUGGGUGUCAAAGCUGGUCAACUUCAUGGAAAUAUGAAUCAAACACAAAGAGUUAUGGCUUUGAAUGAAUUUAAAAAUGAAAAAAUUGAUGUUCUCGUUUCUACAGAUCUUGCCUCACGUGGUCUUGAUAUUGAAGGUGUCACUACUGUCAUAAAUUUUAUGAUGCCAAAAGAUGUCAAGAUAUAUGUUCAUAGAGUUGGUAGAACAGCACGUGCUGGUAAGGGUGGUAGAUCUAUAUCUCUUGUUGGUGAAGAUGAAAGAAAAAUAUUAAAAGCUAUUAUAAAGUCUAAUCAAGAUGGAAGUUUAAAACAAAGAAAUGUUUCAAAUGUAGUAGUUGAAGCAUACAAAAAGAGAAUAGAUUCUCUUGAAAAUUCUAUAAAAAGAAUUGAUGAAAUGGAACAAGCUGAGAAGGAGAUUGCAGAAGCCUCUAAAAAGGUUCAGGAGAGCGAGAAAAAGAUGGCUGAGGAUGGAGCGUCAGGUUAUGAUGAUUGA
Molecule: messenger RNA, 822 nt
Organism: Strongyloides ratti
Lineage: Eukaryota; Metazoa; Nematoda; Chromadorea; Rhabditida; Strongyloididae
Product: LD15481p
Exons: 1
Coding region: 1-822 (273 amino acids)
Source: RefSeq, a predicted model, not a curated record